This is a messenger RNA of Brugia malayi, 1908 nucleotides long. RefSeq lists its product as uncharacterized. Bases 1 to 1908 code for a protein of 635 amino acids. Lineage: Eukaryota; Metazoa; Nematoda; Chromadorea; Rhabditida; Onchocercidae. Gene Ontology annotation, biological process: proteolysis. Gene Ontology annotation, molecular function: calcium-dependent cysteine-type endopeptidase activity. Gene Ontology annotation, cellular component: cytoplasm. The transcript has 11 exons. The record is from RefSeq and is a predicted model, not a curated record.
AUGGGAAGACGACACUUCCAUGCACAAAACUAUCGACGUCUAAAAGCAGAGUGCAUUCGAAAGAAACAGCUUUUUGUGGAUGUCCAGUUCCCACCUACUAAUGAUUCCCUGUUUGUGGGACCAGUUAAUCCAGAAAUCGAUGAUAUCCUAUGGAAACGACCAGGUGAGAUUGUUGACAAUCCACAGUUAUUUGUGGAGGGUGCCACGGCGAAUGAUGUAGCUCAAGGUGUACUCGGUAACUGCUGGUUCGUAUCUGCCUGUUCAGCGCUUACACACAACCAAGCAUUGCUCAAAAAAGUGAUACCGGAUGCUACCGGACAAGAGUGGACGGAUAGUAACUAUUACUGUGGUAUAUUCCGCUUUUGUUUUUGGCGUUUCAAUCAGUGGAUUGAAGUAGUUAUUGAUGAUUUAUUGCCAACUCGAGAUGGAAAGCUACUAUUUGCACGGUCAAAAUCAUCCAAUGAAUUCUGGAGUGCAUUGCUCGAAAAGGCUUUCGCCAAAUUAUACGGUUGUUACGAAAAUUUGGUUGGCGGUCAGUUAGCUGAUGCACUGGAAGACAUUUCAAGUGGUAUAGCGGAAACAAUCAAAGUCAAAAAACAGUUACUAAACGACCCGACUGAUUCCUCCGGAAAACUGUUUUGUGCAAUCAAAGAAGCUUUUGAUCAACAGGCACUCAUCGUCGCUGCAAUUGCUGCUAGGAAUAAAGAAGAGGUUGAAGAAGUCUUGGGAUGUGGUCUAGUAAAAGGUCAUGCAUAUGCAGUCACCGCAGUACGUUACAUCGAACUCAGUACUAGAAAUCGUUCAUUCUUACUUUUCACAACAAUGGAACGUCAGAUGAUGAUACGUUUGCAGAAUCCAUGGGGAGAGAAGGAGUGGAAUGGACCUUGGUCAGAUGGGUCACAAGAAUGGGAACAGGUAACAGAUGCACAUAAAAAGGAGCUCGGUAUUAUCGUUGAAGAGGAUGGCGAGUUUUGGAUGCCGUGGAAUGAGUUCAUCCGUUAUUUCACUGACAUCAGCGUAUGUCAGCUUUUCAACACUUCCUUGUUCAACUUGGGCUCUAAGUUUUACGAAUGGAAAUUUUUGGGUGAAUGGAAGUCAAAUGGAGAGAAACAAGGCGCAUUAAAUGAUCGAGCAGGUGGAUGUAUCAAUUUCAUGGCAACCUUUUGUUGCAAUCCACAGUACCGUUUUGAUAUCGAUGUUGAUAAUUCUGAAGUGCGAUUCGCAUUAACGCAAAAAGUAAAGGAUGAAGGUGAAAAGAACCGUGAACCCCUGGUGACUAUUGGAAUGCAUUUGAUGAGAGUAGAAAAUAAUCGGAUAUACAGGAUACAUCAGGCAAUAAAUCCGGAAGUAACAUCAGAUUAUAACUACGGUCGUUCAGUGUAUUUACACUGCCAGAAUUUACAACAGGGCCGGUACAUCCUAUUCCCGACAACAUUUGCACCUCGCGAAUAUGCUGAAUUUUUGCUUCGAAUUUAUUCGGAACGAAAUAUUGCUCCCCGACUACUCAAGAAAGAUACACCCAGUCGAGGAUUAUGUUCUUGUAAAAAAAUGAAUUCUAUUGUUCGAAUUACUGUUGUUGGUGCAAAAUUGAAUAACAAAAACGAAGCAAUACGUACAUAUGUUGUUAUCAACUGUGAUAAAGAAGAGGUACGAACCAGAACGGUUGAAGGUACCAAAGUCUUCUGGAACCAGUGCUUCAUUUUUUAUGGGAGAGAUAUGACUCAUAACUUUUUGAUAGCAUUAAUGGAAGAGCGAUCAAUUCGUGACCGAACUUUGGGUGCAGUGCAUGUUGUGGAAAGCGUUGAUAAUGAUACGCGGUCCAUGGAAUAUGAUAUAAUUGCUGAAAACCAUCCAGUCGGUACUCUAAGUGUCACCAUGCAAUCGUAUGACGAUCCAAUGUAUUUGUGA